UUUAAUUCUGCAAAUAAAGCCGCUGCGGUCGACUUCCACGUCCCCAAUAAAUUUCUUUUUCCCUCCCGGCGAUACCGAUUCUCGUGCUACGCGACGGCGGAAUCGAACGCAGCGGAGAUCUGAGAGCGAAGGAUUUCCACUUCGAGCCUGUAAAAAAACAAUGCAAGGAAAGUCCACUUUGAACCCUUUUGCUACACCGUAUGUACCUAUCUUGCAAAUUCAGUCUGAAACAAGAGUUGAGGCUUCAGAGGAAACAACUGGUCCUCCUGGAAAUAAUGAGGCUACCGAGAAGUCUUUAGAACCUCAGCUUUUGGAGUCCUUCUACUAUGACAUCCAGAGCUUUGGAAAACUUGAUAUCUCUGGUGAAUCAUCCUCAAAAUUUGACCAGCACCUUGAUGACACCUUUUCAGAUGAGCUCAGUCAAUUGGUCAAUUCCAGUGCGAUACUUGAGUGUCUUUCAUCAAUGUUUCCAGAUAUCUCUUUGGACUAUCUUGCCGAUUUGCUUACUAUAAACCAAGGCGAUUUCAACGAUACAAUUGAUGCUCUGCAGCAGCUUGAGAGCGAUGUUGAUGGAACCGAGUAUCCAACUGAGCCUGCCGUGGCUUAUGACAGUUAUGAUCUUGCCCGUCAAAAAGGAAGCUCAAGCGGCACAAGUGAUUCAACUUGAUGAGAAUUCGAUGCUCUUAAUCGUCUUGCCCUUCAAUUUUGCUUCAUCUGAGAUACUUCUCGAUCUUAAAGCUUGAUUGAAAAUGUUAUUACCAUUCACAUGUCCACACAACUGCACAGUGCCAAUGCAUGGUUUGUCUUCUGGAAACAAAGCACUAGUUGUUAGCUAGGUGGUUGUACAGUUUUAUUUCCUGCUUGUCAUGGAUCAUGUUUUUGUUUAGAUGGGUUACCGUGUUUGUGCUCUAGUGAAAUUUGAUCGAAAACAAAUGAUUGAAUUUUUUUUUUUUUUUGGGUGCGUUCUGUAUAGUGAUCUUCCGUGUAAUUGAGAAUAUGAACUCUUUAAUAGCUAAUUUGGGCGAAGUUCCAAAUUUAAUAACUAAUUGGAUGGAGUUUAAAAUUAAA
Molecule: messenger RNA, 1068 nt
Organism: Zingiber officinale
Lineage: Eukaryota; Viridiplantae; Streptophyta; Magnoliopsida; Zingiberales; Zingiberaceae
Exons: 3
Coding region: 161-667 (168 amino acids)
Molecular function (GO): ubiquitin binding
Source: RefSeq, a predicted model, not a curated record